Molecule: messenger RNA, 414 nt
Organism: Cylindrotheca closterium
Lineage: Eukaryota; Bacillariophyta; Bacillariophyceae; Bacillariales; Bacillariaceae
Source: the annotation of a GenBank genome assembly
AUGAAGGCCCUCCCAGCAAAUCUCCAACGCUGGACACCCAAGCAUAUCUCCUGUAUGACAGGUGUGGGCAAAUUCUUGGCCAUUUGGAACCGUUCAUCAAAGAGCUCUUGCCCCAGAUGCUCGUCCUGCCCGGUGGAAGAUCACCUUCAUGUCCCACGCUGUUCUGCUCCUACUGCAGCUGCAGAAUGGUUGAAACGCCAUCUGGCCUUCCGGACCUGGAUGCAGACUCAGAAGACCGCCCCAGGGAUUGAAGCCUUCCUCUUUGAAUACCUGAAGACCGUCCGCCAGCCUUCCCUGGGCGUUCCCACCGUCCGAACCUGGUCCCGCCGUCCCCACCUCUUCCGAAGUGCCAUCUCCUCCCAGGCCAAGCUUGAGGCCCAGGGCCUCCUGGAAGGCCUAUUGUCCCACAAAUAG